AUGGUCUUCAACUCGGUCUGGACCCUGCUGCUGCUCGCCUACCUCUUCCUUACGCCGCUCUACUAUGCGCGCUUCUUCCACGGCGUCGUGGCGCUGGCCCUCGAAUGGAUCACCAUGAUCUUCUGGUUCGCCGGCUCCAUCGCCCUUGCCGCGUACUGGGGCUCCCCACGAUGCGACGGCAACACUUACUGCGGCUCGACCGAGGCGGCGAUUGCGUUCGGCUUCUUCAUCUGGGCUCUCUUCGCCUUCCUCGUUUUCGUCGAUACCCUGGCGUUCUUGCGCGGCCGCGGACACUCUACCGCUCAACCUAAGCCCAACGUUGUCGUAUAA
Messenger RNA from Chaetomium globosum CBS 148.51, 330 nucleotides. RefSeq lists its product as uncharacterized. The record is from RefSeq and is a predicted model, not a curated record. NCBI's taxonomy places the organism in Eukaryota, Fungi, Ascomycota, Sordariomycetes, Sordariales, Chaetomiaceae. The coding region runs from base 1 to 330 and encodes 109 amino acids. The transcript has a single exon. Gene Ontology annotation, cellular component: membrane.